GCGAGCAAGAGAGAAAGAGAGAGAGAGCCAGCCAGCCAGCGAGAGACUAUAAGUGGAGUUAGCUGUUCAAGCACACAACCAACCCACGGCACUGCAGAACUCACAGCAGCUAUAUUCCAUUCAAUCCUCAAAAUUUCAUUUAAGGGGAUUUUUCUUUCAAAUGUUGGCAAGAGGAGCCAUUUGUGGGUCAGCCCUGGAGAUGGAAGGAGCCUUUCUGCUGAGAGUUGAUUUCCAGUGUCUGGACUGAGUCUUGGGCCACAUGGUGUAAGGACCCCAAAUCCUAUGAAGGAAAUUGAAUACAUUAAUGAAGAAAACAGUAAGAGGACCAAGGGAUUUUAAUCUGCUGUGAUAGGAAAUGAGAAGCCCAAGGAUAUAAUCGCUUUGAGCUUAAAUUAUCAAGAAGACUGGCUUUCAUUACUGUGAAAUCGGCUGGAAUGUGUCCAACUGAAUGAAUGAAGACAGAGAACUGACAGCAAAAAAGUGAUACAUUUCUGUGGUGCACUGUGGUAUAAUUAAGGCAUCAAAUCUCAUUUUCCAAAGGUAUCCUCGGAAAAAUGUCAUAGGGUUAUCGAGUCAUAGAGUGAUACAGCACAGAUACAGGCCCUUCAGCCCAACUCGUCUGUGUCGACCAAGAUGCCAGUCUAAGGGUUUAUUGAUCAUGGAGCGCUUGAACAUCCUGGAUCUUCACCUUUCUGAAUGAGAAUCCAGAGACUGAACCAUUGUUAAAAAGAAUGGGCUUUUGAAAAGUGAAAAAAUCCCAGGAGUAUAUAAGAAAAACCUUGAUUCCUUCUUCACACAACUUUUAUUUGUCAAGUGCUUCCAUUUGUAAAAAGCAAUGAACAUAGAUAUGACUGGAACUGGUCCACUGCUGCUGGUUAUAUUUGAAACUAAUGGUUGCCACUAAUUACUCCUAGACUCUUGUCAAAGGUUAGCUGCUGUUUUCUCAAGAAUGGCCCCUGUUGGGCUGUGGGCUGUGAUUGUUCUAUUGAGCCAGCUUGGCAAAGUGUGUGGGGAUUGUUGGCUGAUCGAGGGAGAGAAAGGCUAUGUUUGGCUGGCCAUCUGCAGUCAGAACCAACCUCCUUACGAGACUAUACCUCAGCACAUCAACAGCACUGUGCUGGACCUCCGCCUCAAUGAGAACAAGCUGAAGGUUCUCCUGUACAGCUCCCUCAGUCGCUUUGGCAACUUGACUGAUCUGAAUUUGACGAAAAAUGAGAUCAGCUAUAUUGAAGAUGGAGCAUUUUUGGUUCAGUCAAACUUGCGUGUGUUACAGCUGGGCUACAACAAGCUGACAAACCUCACGGAGAACAUGUUUCGAGGUCUGACCAGGCUGGAAUACAUGUACGUCCAACACAACUUGAUUGAGAGCAUCUCAGUCAACAGUUUCUGGGAGUGCCCCAACCUCAUCAGCAUUGACUUGUCUGCCAACAAGUUGGCAAAACUGGAGGGCAACACCUUCACCAGCCUCAGUGGUCUCAUGGUGUGUGAGUUGGCCGGCAAUCCUUUCAACUGCUCCUGCGAGCUGGUCGGCUUUCUGAACUGGCUUGCCGAGUUCAACAACGUCACCAAGACCUAUGACCGGCUUCAGUGCGAGAGUCCGGCAGAAUACGCUGGCUACCCCCUCCUGAGCCCAAGGCCCAAUAGCCACCGGAAUGCCAUCACACUCCUAUCUUCCUCUUGUCGGAAUGGUGUGAAGAUCGUUCCGUUCUCCACGCCCAUGGCUUCCAAAGAUCCCGAAACCUACUCUUCGGGAAUUAACCCAGCAGAAUUCUCUUCAACGGAACCGAUUACAACAUUUACGCUGGACACUUCGAACAGCCCAACCAUCAAGCUGCAUCACGUGACCAUCACUGGGGCUACACUGGUGGUUCAGAUCCCUUCCCCUUAUAGCAGAAUGUACAUCCUCGUCCAGUACAACAAUAGUUACGUUUCUGAUGUCACAAAUCUUCGCAACAGGAAGGAAUACAUCAAGCUGGAGAAAUUGAAGGCUCUGACAGAUUACACCUUCUGCGUGGCUUCCAUUCAAAAGUCCCAGAGGUUCAACCAUACCUGCUUGACCUUUGCAACCAGAGGGCGAAUGAUAAGCCAGCCCUCCAAUUCUUCUACCACUACGCAUUACAUCAUGACCAUCCUGGGGUGUUUAUUCGGCAUGGUCAUUGUCCUGGGUGUGGUCUAUUACUGCCUGCGGAAAAGAAGGAUCCAAGAAGAAAAGCAGAAGUCCAUCAAUGUUAAGAAAACCAUCUUGGAGAUGAGGUAUGGUCCUGAAUCCGAGACCAGCAGCAUGAUACAUCAAAUGCAGAAGUUCCAUGAGCAGCCGAUUUCGGUAUCAAGGAUGUCCUCGUUGCCAUCCGUGUCGGGGGAUAAAGGACAAUUCAAGCCAAUGGACAUAAAUGAGACCCCCAAGACCGCCAAGGGCAACUAUAUCGAAGUCCGUACAGGGGAGACCUUGGAACGCAAGGAAGAGGAAGCCAAACAGACAGACAAUGGGCAAGGGUCAACUGCAGAAAUCUCUACCAUCGCCCAAGAGGUGGACAAGGUCAAUCAGAUCAUCAACAACUGCAUUGAUGCGUUGAAGUUGGAUUCUGCCGCCUUUAUAGGUACCGAUUCCGAGGUGUCCAUUGACCGUCAGAUCACACCCAGCACCUCCUCCUCCCAGCUGGAGAGGCCUGGUUUCCUCUCGCCCACCUACAAGGAAGGGGGUUACCCACUGCAGCGCCAGAGCAGCGCGGACGCAGCCCGGAAGCGUUGCAGUAUCUCAUCCAGCGGCUCCGGGAAGAGCACACGAGUCUUCAGCCUCGAUAUUCCCGACCCUCCUUCCAAGGCAGAGUCAAAAUACAUCGAGAAGAGCGCACCGGCCCCCACCUCAUUAAAGCGUCUUCCUUCAGUGGCAGCGGGAGAAAUCCACCAUCUGGAGGUACAGCAAACCUACCACUGCAGUGAGCAUCGCCACUCCUUCCCUGCCUUAUACUACGAAGAACAUGGGGACACUUUAAGCCAGAGGUCCGCGUUAUUAAAGCCACUCUCCCGAUCCAAAAGGGACUCUGCCUACUCCCAGCUCUCUCCCAGGCACCAGUUCUCUGGAUAUUCUUCCAGCCCGGAGUAUUCGUCGGAAAGCACUCACAAGAUCUGGGAGAGGUUCCGUCCCUAUAAAAAGCACCCUCGGGAGGAGGUGUAUAUGGCCGCUGGACAUGCCUUGCGAAAAAAAGUCCAGUUCGCUAAAGAUGAAGACUUACAUGAUAUUUUAGAUUAUUGGAAAGGUGUAUCUGCUCAACAGAAAAUGUGACUGGGCUCAAGACUGCAUUGAUAAGUUUACAGAAAACAAAAAAAAACAAAUUGUAGGGGUUAAUGGGUCCUUUUCAUUGAUUUAAUGUUUGGAUUUUCUCAUUUUCUAAGUCCAUAAAGUGCCCCCAAAACAUUGUCACCAGCUCUUGAUUUGCGAGCACCCUUCCCCCUUUGAUUGUCCAGCAAGUUUAGCCAAACAACAUGGGAAAUAGUAGCAGGAGUAGGCCAUUCAGCCCCUCAGUCCUGUUCCAUUCCACCAUUCAGUAAGAUCAUGGCUGAUCUGAUCUUGGCCUCAGAUCUACUCCCCUGCCUCUUCCCAUAACCUCACCGCACCUCAAACCCAAAGUCUAUUUGUCUCACCCUGAAGGACUCAGUAUCCAUAUCCCCCUCAAAUUAACUUCAUUAUUUUGAGUUAGCACAUGAACUGAGGUGUAGGAGACCAGAAUCCUGACAUUGGAAAGUAAAAUGGAAAGAGCUUUUCACUUCGGGGAAAGUAUAUCUUUUGGGUAAAAAAAAUCAUUCCUGAUAAGCGCUGAAAAUAAACUGGUUAUGUAAAUUUUCUUACUGGGGUAGAUGUUAUUGCUGGUAACAUUGGUAGUUUCAUUGUUCACAGAGACACUAAACCCAUUGGGAUUAACAGAAAGAUAGGCUACUGCAGAGAAACUUAUUAAGU
Messenger RNA from Pristis pectinata (smalltooth sawfish), 3955 nucleotides. It is a transcript of the gene elfn2a, whose product is annotated as extracellular leucine-rich repeat and fibronectin type III domain containing 2a. The transcript has 5 exons. NCBI's taxonomy places the organism in Eukaryota, Metazoa, Chordata, Chondrichthyes, Rhinopristiformes, Pristidae. Gene Ontology annotation, cellular component: plasma membrane. Bases 950 to 3283 code for a protein of 777 amino acids. The record is from RefSeq and is a predicted model, not a curated record. Gene Ontology annotation, molecular function: protein binding.